AAGUCAACGUCAACAAUAAAAUAAAAAUAUAAUAUUUCACAAGGUGAUCAAAGAACGUAAUAAAGAUGAGUAUGCGCGAGGAAGAUCGGCAGAAAAACAACAACUGUCCAAGCCGCGGUCUCGGCUUGGCGGCUGCGGCUCUAGGUGUUGGUGUUGGGGCUGCGCUGUACUACUUCCUCAGCAAGAAACCAGAAAACCCUGAUGGAGAAGGCUCGACCACAGGCUGGUCCUGCGAGCAACCUCAUACCUUCAACUUUCUAUCGGACGAUACCGACAUCGACACAAGCAUGGAGAACAACUGCAACAAUUCAACCACCUCCUUCGAAGACUCAUACACCACCAUCUCAGAGACUACCACCACUGACACCAGCAUGCACUCUGACUCGGAGGACUCUUAUAUCAAUGUGACACCCAACUUAGAGGAGUCCCUCUCCGAGGACGAAUGGGAUGUGACUGGGUCGUUAGAUAUUCCGAGUGAAGAGGGAAGAAUCAGUAUCAGCGUGUCGCCGACUUGGGGCUUUGGAGCGCUUUUUGGCCUUAGACCUACUGAGCGGAGGCUUAUAACAUCACAAGAGGAGCGGGACAUUUUGCGCGCGCAGGCGUUGUCCGAAGAAGAACAGAUAAAGUUCCUUAACGCGCAGAAAUUCCGCGAACGCUCGUGGUCCCUCGAGGAGUGCUCCAUUUGCUUCGAGAUCAUGCUCAAAGACCAGGACCUGACCAGCCUGCCGUGCGCCCACAACUUCCACUCGGCCUGCCUGGCGCCCUGGCUGGCGGAGCAGCAGACCUGCCCCAACUGCCGCAAGGCUGCCGAAUGAAGCUAUUACUUCACGUUUUCUCAUCGUGUCACUGAGGCGAGCGUGAGACAGGUCUCCGCGCAAAACAACGCAUCUGCCAGGUUGGUGAACCUCUGAAGAUACAUCAAGAUAAGCUAAACAAGCAAUAUUUCAUCAUAAGUACUUAAAACAUCUAAAAUUUUUACUGAAACAUUCUUAAAACUUGACUACAUUACUAGCAAAAAGUUAAAAAAAAAAUAGCCUCGAAAGCCUAACCAAGCUAGCCAAGUCAAAACUUAUAACUGUAAACAAGUAAACACGGAUUGCGAUGUUUAGAAGUCGCGGUAGUAUGUUAGUUUGUAUUGCAGUACAGUCCGAAUCGAGAUAAAAACACGUCAAAAGUAUACCAUUCGCUAAUAGCUUAAUAUUUUAUAUUAUCUUAUCUUAAGAGGAAAGGGGACGGCGGCUUCUCCAUACCAACGUCCCCAUUUUCCUCUCUGGAUAUUGACAUUAUGGAAAAUAUUGUUACAUAAACGUUUGACUAGAUUUUUUGAUUAUUGGAAAAAUUAGGAGCGAACAGAUUUCAUACAAAUUUUUAAAUACUAACUUUUAUCAUAAUUAAAAAUUCAAAAAAAAUCCAACGUAGUGGCAUAGCUGUUGCAAUAAAUUGUGUCAAAAUAUUUUCAAUAAUGUUAGUAUCCAGAGAGGAAAAUGAGGACUACGUUUGUAUGUGAAGGCGAGGCGCGCGGGUCCUUUACUUUCGUCUUAACUAGUGUUAAGACUGAAAAAGGAUUCCAGAUUGGCAGAUACUUUGGAGCGUUUUCAUCCGCCACUAUAGGGACCUUGCGCGUUGGAGGAUCUGCCAUCUUGUGGCCUGAAUCGGAAACAAACAUGUACAUCGCCAAAGCAAGUGCUACCAUCUACCGUUCUCGUAAUUUUUUCUUGUGCAUAGUAGGUUCUGCCAUCUCGUGGGCUACAUCGGAAGCAUAAACUUCACAUUUACGCCUUGCGCCAAAAAUCUGGCGGCUCCUGUGCUGCCCCCUAUAGUUCAUCAACGCUGACUGUAACUAUAGUUUCUUCUAGUAGUUAUUUCAUAGACGAUGUUUCUCUCUACCAAUGACAUAUUUAAUUCGAUUUUUUUUUUCUUCAGAUGUCAGCCAAUCGAUAUCAUAAGAUUACGCCUCUUUAAGUUCUCAUAAAAAUAUUAUAUCAUAUCUAUGACUAAUACUAGGUGAUUUUUCCUGUGAAACCUAACUAUGACGGUCCUAAUAACUACUAUAGACGCAAUAUCAUAUUUACAGUAGCGGCAAAAAAUCUAUCAUAUAAUCAUAUUGUUAUUUUUUCGCAGGCAGGUAUUGCGAAAAUACGCGAAAUUAGUAUUGAUUUAUCAAUAGUAAUUUCGUUUUGUUUCUAUUACAUGGCCAUGGGCCAUGGCCCUAUAAUUCGUUUUCUAGCAUUAGAAAGAAGAUAAGCUUUCUUGACGUAUCUUUUUAUUGAAAAAAAAAAAACGAAAAAUAAGUCACGGCAAAUAUAUAACAGUUAAAAUAAAUCAUAUACGAUCAUUUACAUUAUUUUGCUUUCAUAAGUAAUAGUUACUAAUUGUUUAAAAGCGGUUUUCGAUAAAUAGGCACGUCAAGAUUGUUUAUCUUUUUUCUAAUGCAAAAAAAAACGGAGUACCUAUAGAGAGACGAAUUCUUUAGACAUUUGAGGGUAGAAUUUCAAAAGUUUCAAAACAUCAAAAUCGAUUGAAGCCAGAACGAUAGGGGACGGAUCAAGGCAGUUUUUUAUUUGGUUGGUUAACUAAAAAAAUGUUUUAAGUACCUGAAAAUGUAAAAAAAAAACUUUGUUUACUUAUCUAAAGAAAUACACUAUGGACACAUCACGUGUUAUACGCGUGUUUUCUAUUUACUUAUCACAAGAUUUAUUUUUCGUGUUCUCGAGGUAUUGAGCUUUUUUCCCGUCUCGACAGAGGACAAAUUUCUCGAGAUUUCUCGCCUCGAGAAUUCUCGAGCAGAAACCCUACUACCCUACUAGUCUUUAUAUCAUGUAAACAGUAAUUGUAUCAUCAUCACGACCAUCUAUAUAUACUUACGUCCCACUGCACGUGUCAACAUAGGCAGCCACUUUAGCACAAUGCGGAUUGGAUACUUCACACGCACCAGUUAAUGUUGAAAUUCUUAUUUGAAAACAGCGAAUCAUACCAACAAUAAUUAUUUUUAAAAAUGUACCCCAGUUUAAUCAAAUUGUCGUUUUCAUACGCCGCUAUAUUGUAAAUUUCAUCGAAAUCUCUAGCCGUUUUUGAGAAAUUAAUAAAAAAAUAUGCAAAUGUAUCUGAAAAAAUAUGAUAGAUGAUUUGCCACUACUGUAUAUUAUUGUCUUUUAAAAUCUAGUCAUUGACUGUGUAGUUGACGGUUUUUGUAACUACAAGGAAAAUUCUCACCACUAAACUAAUUUGUGUAAAAAAUGUAUAUAUUUAAUGUUUUCGAUUUAAUAUUUCAAGUAGAAAUGAAAUCUGCCAUUAAUAUUUUAAACAUAAUGGCAUGUUUAUAAAUGAGACGAAUAUGCUUUCUUUUUAAUUGUUUUUUUUUUGCGUUAUUUAGAAUAGUAGUAAUAAGUCUUAUUGAGCAAUGAAUUUUAACCAAUAUGUAGUUUGAUUAUCAUGAGAGAAUGAGUUACGUUACGCAACUGUAAGAGUAUUCGUAAGACAUACAAAAUUUCAUAUUCAAUUCAAUUAAU
Messenger RNA from Cydia strobilella, 3509 nucleotides. RefSeq lists its product as uncharacterized. The record is from RefSeq and is a predicted model, not a curated record. Lineage: Eukaryota; Metazoa; Arthropoda; Insecta; Lepidoptera; Tortricidae. Gene Ontology annotation, biological process: protein ubiquitination; ubiquitin-dependent protein catabolic process. Gene Ontology annotation, molecular function: ubiquitin protein ligase activity. The transcript has 6 exons. Bases 66 to 815 code for a protein of 249 amino acids.